GAUCGCCACAGCGUGGAGAAAAGUAGAACUACUAGUACUGCCAAUCUGUUUCUGGUUUGCUGCUUCCGCAAAUGAGAGGCACCAACAAUGUCAAGUUACUCCAGAGUAAUUCAUCAUGCCACCAGUAUAUUAUGCAGCAACAAAGGUUCAUUGGUCCUCCAGCAAUUGCACAGGAAAGUAUUCCAGCGUGUUGAAAUAACCGAGGACGACUUUUGGUACAUCGUAAAGAAGUGUUCUCGGUUUGCUGUGGUGCGGAACCGAGAGAGGACGGACGAAUGGGGAGCUGACUGUGUGAUUGUCGCCAAAACGUCGCUGCGACUAUGCAAAAAUUACACAAAGCAAGAUUGCAGAGAUUGCCAGGAGCUUCACCUUUGCAAAUAUUUUGUUUAUGGAAACUGUAGAUUUGGGAAAGGCAGGAAGCAGUGUAAGUUCUCCCAUGACGUGCGUUCGGAGCAUAACUACCCGCUCCUGAGGGAGUGCACUCUGCAUGAGCUGCACGAGGAUGACCUGUUCCUGUUACUGCUGCAGAAUGAUCCUACCUUGCUGCCGGAGGUGUGCUCUCACUACAACAAGGGCUCCGGGCCCCACGGUGCGUGUACCUUCAGGGACGGCUGCACCAAGGUGCACAUGUGCAUGCACUUUGUGCAGGACGACUGCAUGUUCGGGCCUAAGUGCAAGAGGCAGCACGUCAUCGACCAGCAUGGCCGCCGCAUGCUGGAGGAGAGGGGCCUCAGCGGUGACAUCAUCAACGACCUGCCCUUCGUCUACCAGAACCUCCACCGCCUCAACACACCCACUACACCCUACGCUGCUAAAGAGCGUGUAGGUGAGCUGGUCUCCAGGCCUGUGAUCCAGAAAGAGGAGAGGAAGGAGAUUUGUCUGCAUUUCAUACGCAGGAACUGUAGAUUCCAGGACCAGUGUAUCCGUGUGCAUUUUAACCUGCCCUAUAAGUGGGAGGUGUUUGAUGGGAACGGCUGGAAAGACCUGCGUCACACUGAGGACAUCGAGAGAGCCUUCUGUGACCCCCGGAACACACACAGUCCGGGCUCUCGGCCAGUAGACUUCCUAACGAUGACGCGGGAGUCGGACCCCGUGCGGCGCCUCUCCACGGUAUCCUCGGUAACAAAGCCGGCUCACUACAUCCUGACCACUGAGUGGCUGUGGUACUACAAGGGCGACCACGAGAACUGGAUUGAGUUUGGAAGACCCGACGAUAAACAGCGAAUGACAUCCCUCUCUUCCCGUGAGCUGGAGGAAGCGUACCUGGCAGACAGAUCUGCUGAGGUCACCAUUAUGAAAGGUCACCGUAACUACUACCUCAGUUUUCAAGACAUGUACCAGCGGAACCCCAAACACAACACCAAGAGGAGGGUGCGUCGCCGACCACGCUUCAUCUCCAUCAUGGAAGUGGAGAACAAGACUGCACCGUAAAGAGAGAGAGAAGGGAGCAAGUAAAUAAAGAGGAUGAAUAAAUGGGCA
This is a messenger RNA of Coregonus clupeaformis (lake whitefish), 1479 nucleotides long. Its product is annotated as protein mono-ADP-ribosyltransferase PARP12-like. The transcript is spliced from 8 exons. NCBI's taxonomy places the organism in Eukaryota, Metazoa, Chordata, Actinopteri, Salmoniformes, Salmonidae. Gene Ontology annotation, molecular function: metal ion binding. The record is from RefSeq and is a predicted model, not a curated record. The coding region runs from base 88 to 1431 and encodes 447 amino acids.